Molecule: messenger RNA, 5529 nt
Organism: Linum trigynum
Lineage: Eukaryota; Viridiplantae; Streptophyta; Magnoliopsida; Malpighiales; Linaceae
Source: the annotation of a GenBank genome assembly
AUUAUCCAAAAUUUUAAGAAGGUUCUGAAAAUUCAUCCAAGACUAAAAUAAUUAAGAAAAAUGGUCGUUUUUUAAGGGAUUAAUUUUAGAAAAUUUUAAUGGGGGUUAAAGGACCCUUGGAAUGAGGUGCAAGGACUGGAGUUUGAGGAGAGGAUGUUCUAGUGAUUCAAAAUGGGGUUUUAAAUCAAGAAAGGUCGUCUAAGAAAAUGGAUUCUUAUUAAUAGGUUUCCCCAAGAUAAUCCGGCUAAGGAGGGCUUUCUUCGAGGAAGGAAUUGAGGAGUCAUCUUUUCGAGGUGAGUGUAAAGGGGGUAAAAUCUCUGUCGAGGUCUUUUAGUUCAUGUCUUUUAAUUCAGUUAUUAUUUAGUUAAUUUUCUACUAUGCGUGAUAUGUGUGUGAGGCAUCCCACCGCCUAUAAGGGUGGGGGCACGCGUUGUGCUAUGUAUGAAUGUAUGUGAUGUUGUAUGGUUGAUGGUAUGAGGAACCCCCAGGCGGUUGGGCCACUACUGGACGCGGUAGAUGGUCGGAUCACUGCUGGACGGCGAAACGUAACGCAACAGUUGAUCGAGUAUGUUGUGGUCACUACUGGACGGCGAGACGUAACGCAGUAGUUGACGGGCAUGGACUGGACGGCGAGACGUAACGCAGUUCCAUUGCCGAGUUUGGGUAUGCAACCGGACGGCGAGACGUAACGCGAUUGACAUACUAGGGUAGGACACCGGACGACGAGACGUAACACGGUGGUCCUAGUGUUUUGUGUUCAGAUACGGAUAGAGGGAGAUAAGGAUAGAGGUCGAGAACUUUUAUGAGUUAAUGUUGAAAUGAGUUGAUAAGAAUGGUUAUUUAAGAGCAGAAAGCGAGAACGACUUUCAUGCUAGGAAGGCAUUCCCCUAAUAAUGUGUUUAGUAAGGAGUUUGCCUAGGGCAAAUACCUUAGGGAGUAACGACGAGACUGGCCCCUUCUCACUCACCAGGUGCAUAGAGGGGAAGAGGACGCAUCCAUCAUGAGGAGAUUACCCGAGGAGAGCAGUCGCGGCUAACCUGAAGAUGUCAACUGGAUCUGGGUAACGAGAUGGGACCUCCCAUUAUAUCUGUCUUUAGUUUCAUGUCUUAAUGAGUAUAGUGGGAAACUCAAGGAUUGUGUUUUAUGUUUUGUUGCUCUGGAUUGAGGUCGCCCAAGUGUUUAGAGCAUUUCAUUUGAAAAUCUUAAACAUUGUGGUUGUUGUCUUUGGUUUUGACUUGUAAACCUGGUUUGGGUUGCUCCGGAGUAACCGGUUUGUGGUUUGAGUUGUGGUUUGGUUUUCAAAAAGAGCGGGUCGUGUCAUUUUGGUAUCAGAGCCGACAUUCUUCUGUUUCUUGGUCUCCAAGGAAUACUGGCGUGACGAUCUGGGUUUUCAAAGGUUUAGUUUUAAAGAAAAAAGGGGGAACUUUCAAGAAAAAUGGUUGGCCAACCCAUGUGAAAAGGUUUAUAGAGUCCCCAGACCCCAGUAUACUCAAGCAUGAUAAGACAUUAAGGUGGUUCUAAUCAGGGUACUACUUACUUGCAGAGCAAGUAACACCAAUGUUAACCGCGCGGCAGUUAGGCAACCCCCGAAUUAUGAGGCUUUCCGGAAGUGAGGUGUGGUUGAUUUUGAUGGGGACCGCUCGAAGGAUGCUAGUGAAGUAGAGAAAUGGUUGGCGAAGGUCUCGCGCACAUUGACUGAAAUGAGGGCAGAUGAUGAGGAUCGGGUGCUACUGAAAGUAUCCCUGUUCCAUGGGCUCCCCCACAACGCUAGUAGAUUACCACUAGGAAAUGGUAGUCUCCUUUGGGAAAUUUUUUAAUUUUUCCUGCUUUGUAUUCAGCCAGUCCUUCCCUCAACUUUUGAGAUACAAAACCUGACCAGUUAUACCUUCGUUUGUUGAUAGGGUCGCCAACCAAACAUUCUGAAUUUUUUUUUUACAUCCACCAUGUCAUUGCUUGUUGGAGCAAGCAGCGUCCCUAUCGGAUACAGGCAGAACAAAUUCACGAACCUCCUAGGGUCCGUACAAGAUAGCAAACAUCCUUUUAUAUCGGACAAAUAAACAGAACCACCACUACUACCACUCAAAUCUAAAUCACUCAACAACAAUCUUAGUCUAUCUUUGUGGCAUUCCUUACCCGUGACCUCUAUCUCACCUUUUGGAAACUGAUAAACCCUAUGCACGUCUUCCUCGCCAAAUCCCAAUAGCUUACCUUCCCCCAAGUCGAAAAUUCCACUGGAUGGAUCGUACAACAUGAUGAGAUAUGAAACAAUGUCGUGGUCGACCACACUAAUUGCCACCUCAAGGAUUCCGCUCAGGCCGGCCCUAUCCAGUUGGCUAUUGAUACCUGCUAGAUUAGCUCCUUUCUUGUAGAGUUGCGCUCGUAUUUUUUGUAUACCAUUGGUUCUGCAGCGAAACUGGAACUUUUCCGUCUCUUUGCUUAUAUUCUCCCUAUCGACUUUCUUGCCCGAUUCAAUCUUUUCUCGCUUCCCUGAUCUUGCAAUUUGUUUGCGUCAGUGCUGCGUAUUUUCCUUCGCUUCCUCAUAUCUGGAGAUCUCGACCGGCUCCUACUAUCCGCUUCAUCGUUCUUCCUUUUCUUUGACACUGUCUUGUUGACCUUGUGAUUCCGCGUUUUCAACUUCGGCAUGAAUGGAUAGUAUUUUGUAUUUAGAGAUCUUUGCUGUUUCGUUUUGCUCGGCUGUCGAUUUAGAAUAGGCGGAGGCCAGAGAAAUUUUCGUGAUUGUUUGAAUAUGGUUUGUCGGAAGAUAUGAAGUCUUUCAUCGAGUUAGGGAUUUUGAAUUUGUGUUUAUCAGGAGUAAACGUGAGAGUACAGUAAAUUAAAUGGGCCUGUGUUUGAACCUAAAGUCCAAUUGCAAAGGAUGGUCCACUUCUUUUUUCUAUUAAUUUGGUAAUCUACUGUUUGGCUGGAUACUGGACUGGACUAGCACCAUGGGCCAACCAAUUAAUCGGAUCUGGACUUUACAGUAGUAGUAUUUAUAAAAAAAUUCAGGUAUAUCUAAAAUGUAAAAAUCCAUUUUGUUUAGGCAAAAUACACUUAUAUAUUCAUAACUUUCACGUUUGUGACAAAUAUAUCCAUAACUAUCGAAAUACACGAAAUACCCAGAAAAGCGUACUAUUGUGCGACAAAUCCAUCAAUUUCUGUUACAAACUUUAACGUCGUUUGUUACGACGUCAGUAAAUGUGACGAAACGCUGACGAUGACCAUACCCAUCCCACACCUAAGCUCUAGGUCAGCAAAAUCUGACAUGUGGACGCCAUGUCAGCAAUAAAAAAUAAAAACAAUUCUCUCAGUCACAUUGAUUUCUUCUGUCUCCCGUGGCGAUCUAAAAAAAAACCCAUCUUUAGAAAACGCCGACGACAAAGAAGAAUAAUCAGGUAAUAAUAGUUCUGGAACCUAAUCAAAUCAGAUCCCCAUUACUCCUCCUAAACCUAAUAAUCAGAUCCCCCAUUACUCCUCCUAAACCUAAUAAUAGUUAUGGAAAGAAACUUGAAUCUCGAAAAACUGAAAUCAAAUCAACCAAAGAAAAAUAGAAGGAGAGAGGAUGAGUAUUUGGGUAAAAAAAUGUACUGGACGAAUUGCGUCCCUGUGCUUCUGAGCUUUCCCGUCGCAAACCAGAUCCUUCCCCCUGCUGCCCGUACCCAACCUCGAAUAGUAGCAUUCAACAUCAAACAAGAGGACGAAAUGGGGAAAUUGGGUUCUGGGGAUUUUGAGAAGAAGUUGGCUCUUCCCCUGCCAACUGCUACCACUGAGAAGAAGCUUAUUAUGGAAAAGAGAUCUGGAUCCGCAACCGCCAGCGGAAGCUCUUCACCACAUCAAUUUCGAGCAUCUAUUGAACUUCAAAACCAUGGGUCUGGACUUUGAUUGCUUGUACGAUUUGACGGGGCAGAGAAAGAAGAAUUAGAAAUGGUUUCGGGGGCGAUCUGCUUCCUGGGAAUUUCAUAGGUGAUACUUGCUGCCAGAUUCCCGAUGUCGCCUAGAGCUCGCCUGGCGGGUUGACCGGCAGUUAUGGAUCCGGGUUGAAGGUUGGGAGAGAGAUUGAUGGGGGAUUCAAAGAAGAAGUGGGAGAUCGGAGGUUGGGACUGAGAUGCAGAGAAGAAGGAGGGUAAAUCAGAGGUUGGAAGAGAGAUUGAUGGGGAGAUUCAAAGAAGAAGGGAGAAGAUGGGAAGGCGUUCUUCCGGGAGGAGUAGCGGCGGGGAACGGAAGAAAAGGGUUUAGUCCCGUCUCUUUCUGUUUUUUUUUUUGUAUUUUAAUUUUUGUUAUUUUUGUUUCUUUAUAAUCCACGUCAUUUGGUGGGGUAAAUCAAUCGCCAACUCAGCUUCUACCGUUAGUCUAGUUAUACCGUCAACUGACGCCGUUAACAAAAUGGACGGAAUUGGUUAUUUUGUGUUUUCGAAUAGUUAUGGAUAUAUUUGUCACAAGUGUGAAAGUUAUGGCUAUACAAGUGUAUUUUGCCUUUUGUUUAUUUUGUUUCUUUCACAUGGUUUUUAAUCUCAUACUAAAACAAUAUUUAAAUUUUUUGGACGUGUCAUACUAGAAUAGUUCCUUUAACUUUUUCUUCUUAACUAUCCAUUGAUGAUGAAUGUUUAAUGUUCUUAAUGAUAAUCAUAUUCAUUAUACAUAAAUAUCAUAUUCUUGCCAUAAAUAUAAUAUUUUAUCAUUUCGAAUACAUAUUUACUGAGUACAUAUGCCUUAAUGGAAAUUAAUAAAGUGCUUGAUAGCAACAAAAAAAAAAAUCAAACGUUCUAGAUACGUCACACUUCCAAUGUUUAGAUGGGAGUGCUAUGUAUCUGCAAAAACUUAUCCAAAAGAAACAAACAAUCACUUAGGAUAACAUAUAGCAUACAUAGCAACUAAUGCUAAACACAUCGUGGAUAAUUGAACCUGGAACAUUUAACCUAUAAAAUACUAAUAGAUAAAGACAGUGCUUUUUUUAGAGCAAGGGUUCUGGUAAUCGAUAAUUAGAACAACUAGGCACCGCUUCUUCCACACCAUUCACGACCCUCUGGUUCAUCAUCCUUGGUAGAGGCCCAUAGCCCGUACCCUGCUUCCCUAUCUUCUUCGUCAGACAACAUUUUAGCGGUCAUGUUCCAUGGGUGAGCUUUUACAAUUUUCCUAUUUCUCACGUCGCCCAAGCAUUCAAAGUAGCCGCACCCGGGUUCGAAGAGUUUUGGAUGAGCAGUCUGCACGUACAAAUGUAGUUGGUAUGUUACUUACAAAAAUAAACAAAAUGUAAGAGCAUCGUGGGGAAAGCUAGUACCUCGUAAUAAUUCCAGUAGCACCCAAAGUAAAGCGGGCAACCGUCAGUGGUGUUUGGCAACUUACACCCACUCGCUCGCAGGCCGCAAAAACAUAUGAUGUCGGGAUCGUCAUUGUAGCUGAAGGCAUCGCACUCUCGGCCAAGAAGUGGAAUCAAGGGGGCGUUGGGAAAGUAAGUAAUGGGAUACAUUGGUGAGGGAAGGAUGAUCCCGUUAUGUGAAGGAAAGCUUUUGUGGAUAAAAGUGUAAGCGUUUG